Molecule: messenger RNA, 1026 nt
Organism: Psilocybe cubensis
Lineage: Eukaryota; Fungi; Basidiomycota; Agaricomycetes; Agaricales; Agrocybaceae
Exons: 1
Coding region: 1-1026 (341 amino acids)
Source: RefSeq, a predicted model, not a curated record
AUGGAACCCGACGAGCAUCAUCUCCAGUUAAACGCGCGUUUGACACUAUCGUACUCCGACCACGAUAAUCCAUUAUACUCUCGUCCCCGUUCAACUUCUUCUUUAUCGCAGCUACCACCUGAAAAGAAUACGCCCCAAAGGAGUACGCCUCUAGAUGGUGACCCCCCAGCGUAUGACCCUAGCGACAAGCUUAAAAGGGUAGACGAGAAUCAUUCGUCGCCCACAAAAGCGGCGAGCCUAGUUUCCCCCACAUCGGUGGAAAAGCGUUCAAAGUGGUGGGCCGUCAUCCCGACGAUUAGCUUCUCCCGGACUAGCAACCGGUAUUCUUCAUUAACUCAAAGAGAAGAGGAGUUCACGAUAGAUCAAGAAAUAUACAGCGUCAUAAUAUCCUUGGAGCGCGAAAAUAUUCCCGUUUUCAACCUCGCAGCCAAGCUUGGAGACGAGCGCGAUUCCAAAACUACUAUCAUCUUCAGAUGCACGGCGACUCCUAGCGGGAAAUUCAAGGACAUCCGUCUUUAUGUCAGAUUUUUUGACACCGGAUCAUCGAAUCUUAUGGGCAUUAACAAAAAGGACGAAAAGCUAAAAAUCGUCGAGUAUACAAACGGCUUAGUUCUUAACGGCAUUGAAGUCGAACACGGUCAUGGGCAAGAAGUCUCAUUGAACCUAGGGGCUAAUGCUGCGGGGGCGACUGGUGCGGCCGCGGUGACCAAGAGUCACGAUAUACGCUACACGAAGAUGGAGGGCGCUGAAGUUUACGGCGCUCUCAAGUCAAAUAUGUCGGAGGUUUGCUGGACCUGGACCGCACCUAACCUCCCGAAUGCGGUGUUGAAGGGCGACUGCAACUUGGUACUGAAGCUCAAAAAUGUGAGGGAGAGUAUGAAGGUUGGCUUUCGAGUGGAGUGCAAAAUGGACAGGGGUAUCAACAUCCUGAGUCAGGGGAGCAUGGAAGCGCCGAAAAAACAGAAACCGAGAGUCGAGCAUGUAGUCACAAGGCUCAAACUCAACCAUAAAAAGAUGAUUUCGUGA